CCUGUAUAGCUCCGCUCCAGCUCACUUGACGCAGCUGCUGCGCACCGCCGCGCAUCUCUGGAAGGAUCUGUUAAAAGAAAACUAAAAAAGACGAGGGGACGUGCUGGUGGAUAUGAUUAACUGAAAACUGAUCAAUGAGGAACAUAUAUCUGUGGGAAAAAAAACUCAGCUCUGCUCUUGAACUCAUGCGGCAACAAUACGUCGCUUGAAGCUGCUCGUGGUGUUGUAGAGGACUUGUUUAGGAGUUUUUGCCGUGUGUUUUGUUUUUUUCGCUUCUGAGUUAUCCAAGAAUAAAAUAGAUGCCUGAGGAAUAGUUUGGAGAACUGGUAACUACUACUCGCGGUGGGGUUAUUUCAUGAUUUGGAAGAACCUCUUGUACUUAAGGAGCGGGUGUGCGCAGAGAAGCUUGGACACUGCGGAACGAUUGCUGGAGGUGUUGUGAUGCAGAAGUAAAGAAGGAAUUUGGUGAUUUUGUGGAUCACUUCCAACACUGAACUUCGACAAUCUACAGCUUCCUCCUUGUGGCAUCAGCUUUGUGCGAGGACAAUGUUGAUGAAGGAGUACCGCAUCUGCAUGCCCCUCACAGUGGAGGAGUACCGAAUCGGCCAGCUGUACAUGAUCAGUAAACACAGUCAUGAACAGAGUGAACGUGGGGAAGGUGUGGAGGUGGUGCAGAAUGAGCCAUACGAGGAUCCCGAGCAUGGAUCAGGCCAGUUCACAGAGAAACGAAUCUACCUCAACAACAAGCUGCCCAGUUGGGCCAGAGCUGUGGUCCCCAAAAUUUUCUAUGUCACAGAAAAGGCGUGGAACUAUUACCCGUACACUAUCACAGAGUACACGUGCUCCUUUCUGCCCAAGUUUUCCAUCCACAUAGAGUCUAAAUAUGAGGACAACAAAGGCAGCAAUGAUAAUAUCUUUGGCACUGAGCCCAGAGAGGAAGAAACAGAGGUGUGUGUUGUGGACAUUGCCUACGAUGAGAUCCCUGAACGCCACUACAAGGAGUCAGAGGUGAGUGAAGACCUUCGGUAUUUUAAGUCGAAGAAGACUAACCGAGGGAACCUUCAGGAAGGAUGGAUUAACAACCAUGACCCCAUCAUGUGCUCUUACAAACUAGUCACUGUCAAGUUUGAAGUCUGGGGUCUGCAAACACGUGUGGAACAGUUUGUACACAAGGUGAUUCGAGAUGUCCUGCUUCUAGGACACAGGCAGGCCUUUGCUUGGGUGGAUGAAUGGAUUGAUAUGACCAUGGAGGAGGUGAGGGAAUACGAACGUGCCACACAGGAAGCCACCAACCUGAAGAUUGGCACCUUCCCCCCUGCCAUUUCUAUCUCAGAGACCCCACUACCAUCCAGCGCCCGCAGUGGACCCAACAGUGCUCCUUCCACUCCCCUUUCCACCGAAGCCCCAGACUUCCUGUCAGUCCCCAAGGAGCGUCCCAGGAAGAAGUCUGCUCCCGAGACUCUGACCCUGCCGGAUCCCGGUCGCAGAGAUUCAAUCUUCAAACUGCCCAGCUUUUUCUCCUGGAACUCCAGCUCGCAGCCAGAAUGAGUGGGACUUCCAUUCCUUGUAUACACCCUCAACCUGUGGAUUAGUCGAGGAAGCCUGCCCAGCACUUCCCAAAAUUCCCCCUCACAACCAACUGUAGUGAAGAAGACUUUUCACUCUCUUGGUCAUUCCUGCCCCUCAGUGGAAUCACCAAGUUACAGCAAAGCCAGCAGCUCUCAGACUGUCUUCACAGGUACAGACAGGCAGCCUCAUCUCCACAGCAAGAAGUCCUGCAAGGUGUGAAGGUCAAGGCCAUUCCUGUGAGAGUCUAACAAAAAACAGCUGCAGGCUCCUCAUUCAUCUCUUCAUUUAGAAAAAAAAGCUUACAUUCUGCAUCAGUCAGUAUGGAGACCAAUAAGCCCAACUGAGCGUAGCGUACAUUCCUGAAAUCUUUUAUCCCACAGAGCAUCAGCUUGUUUCCAUCCAAGCUCAGGGUGUCUAAGAUUCAGUUACUAGAUAUAAAUUUUACACAUACAGAAUUUUUGUUUUUCUUCUUUAUCUUUAAACAUCUGGUUAUCUGUCUUUAUUAACUGAAGCUUGUGGUUUAAUGGUUGUAUUGGCCACUGUGUCAGUUGAGUAUCAUAGUUUUCAGUCAGGUGUACAGUGAUGAAAUAUUCUUAUAUAUACAGUAUGAAAAUCAUUGAAUUGAUAAAAUGUAAGUACUUUCAAAUCAAUGUCAUACGUCCAGUAAUGAAGCUGUGAUGGAAUUUGUUGUGUGCAGUAGGUAAUGGUUGAAAUGCUUUUUUUUGUUUGCUCAUAGUGACCUUUGUCAGCCACAAAGUCCUCAUGUUGACAGCAUGACUUUGACGCUGAGCCCAGUUUGAAAUAUUUACUAACUUAAUGUUUUCUUUGUUAUCCCAUCCUUAUACUUGAUGUGUUCACCCUAAGGUUUUACAGAGUGGUCAUGUGGUGUUGUUUUGCUGCUAUAUUCAUUUUAGUUUUGUUUAUUUUCAGACAUAUUUGCAAUGGGUUUUUCAUUCUUUUAAUGAGAUUAUAUUAAAUACUGGUGCAUCCAUAA
This is a messenger RNA of Melanotaenia boesemani (Boeseman's rainbowfish), 2563 nucleotides long. Its product is annotated as cytoplasmic phosphatidylinositol transfer protein 1-like. The record is from RefSeq and is a predicted model, not a curated record. Gene Ontology annotation, cellular component: cytoplasm. Gene Ontology annotation, biological process: phospholipid transport. Lineage: Eukaryota; Metazoa; Chordata; Actinopteri; Atheriniformes; Melanotaeniidae. The transcript is spliced from 9 exons. Gene Ontology annotation, molecular function: phosphatidylinositol binding; phosphatidylinositol transfer activity. Bases 547 to 1548 code for a protein of 333 amino acids.